UAUCCAAGCCCAGUACCCCAGUAGCGAUCGAUAUGUUAGGCAUGCACAUCGUCACGUUAUCGCAUUAAAAUGUAUUAUAAAUUAAUAUUAUUUGCUACAUACAUAAUAGGAAUCAGUGGUAACAAACCAAUAGUGGAUACAACAAAUGGAAAAAUAUCAGGAAAAGUGCUAAAAACGCUAAUAAAAAAUGUUGAAUACAACGGCUUUAUGAGCAUACCCUACGCGGCACCGCCAUUGAAAGAUUUGAGGUUUAUGCCACCACAACCCGUCGAGCCUUGGACCGACGUCUUGUCCACAACAAAGGAUAAACCCGCCUGCUCGCAAAUAAACAACAACAUUAAAAAAGGCCAGCCUCUUGGUUACUAUGGGUCAGAGGACUGCCUGUAUCUAGAUGUUUUCACGCCAGCGUUAGACGAUAAAAAGCGCGCCGUCAUCGUGUUCAUUUUGAACGAUAAUUUUAUAAACUCGUACAACAAAACCAGAGACUAUGGACCCGAUUUCUUCAUUGAAGAAGAUGUAGUACUGGUUACAAUAAGUCACAGACUCGCGGUCUUUGGCUUUCUUUCGCUUGACGAAGAACUCCUACCGGGUAAUGCUGGAUUAAAAGACAUAGUAGCUGGAUUAGAAUGGGUAAGAGACAACAUAGCAAGAUUUGGUGGAGAUCCUGAAAAAGUAACUCUAAUGGGAUCCAAAGGAGGUGCAGCAGCUGUAGACUUGUUAAUGCAUUCAACUGCUAAAGGAUUAUUCAGCGCUGCUAUAUUACAAGGUGGUUCUUCGUGGAGCACGGCAUAUUUACAAGAAGGUUCCCGAGAGAGAGCGUUUAGUUUAGGAGAACUGCUAAACAGAACUGCUACAAAUGGCAUCAAACUGUUAAAAGAGCUGCAAGAUGUACCAGCUAUCGAUCUGCCUGUUAGAGAAAUGCAUGCGUGUCCAAAAGACUAUUUUAAAGAAACACAAAGAAGCAUCACAGCGUUUGGACCAAUUGUGGAAAAGGCUGGAAACGGACUUAUACCUGAAUAUCCUGAGAAAUCAAAAGAGAAGUUAAACAUUCCUGUAAUGUUAGGUUUCAAUUCCAGAGAGGGUAUGGAAUACUCUAUACAAUAUCUUGUAGAGCCGGCAUUUAUUACUUUUCUCAAUAAAGACUUCCCAUUUUUGCUGCCUAGGAGGAUGGACUUAAGAUUCGAUCCUGUAGAAGAUGGUUUCCUGAAUGCCGAGAAAGAACUGAAAAAAUAUUACUUCAAAAAUAAAAUAAACAUGAAGAGUAUUAAAGACUUCAUAACAUACACGGGCGAUACUUUAGUUGCUUACCCUGUGGACUACGCGGCCAAAACAUAUGCAGUUACUUCACAGAAACCCGUGUACUAUUACUUCUUUGACUAUUAUAGCGAUCUGAAUGACAACAAAAACGAUUUGAUGAAGCUAUCUCAGAUAGAAGAUGGCACUUGGGGAGCGGCUUCCGCUGACGAACUUUGCUACCUCUUUAAAUGCCCAGGUCUUAAGGAUAACUACAUAAAACACCAUGAAUCAACAUCAGAGGAAAGUAAAAUUCAAGCGAAACUAAUUAAACUGUGGACAAAUUUCGCUAAAUACAGGGAGCCGACACCAACCAGCGAUGAUUCACUGGACGGGGUCGUCUGGCCAAAAUACACUGUCGAAAAUAAGGAAUACCUCCAUAUAGACAAAGAAAUUGAAGUUAAACAAGACUUGUACGGCAAGACAUUUGAGUUUUGGAAUGAUUUCAUCGAAAGAUGGCAACGGGAAGCUGUGGAUGGAGUAGUCAAAAAGCCUAAACAAGUCAAAAAUGAGUUAUAACAAUUCAAAUAAAUUAAUUUGGAAGAAAA
This is a messenger RNA of Manduca sexta (tobacco hornworm), 1841 nucleotides long. RefSeq names its product esterase E4. The transcript has 3 exons. NCBI's taxonomy places the organism in Eukaryota, Metazoa, Arthropoda, Insecta, Lepidoptera, Sphingidae. The coding region runs from base 70 to 1812 and encodes 580 amino acids. The record is from RefSeq and is a predicted model, not a curated record.